Chara braunii is the source of this 1245-nucleotide messenger RNA. The record is from the annotation of a GenBank genome assembly. NCBI's taxonomy places the organism in Eukaryota, Viridiplantae, Streptophyta, Charophyceae, Charales, Characeae.
GUUCCUCGUUAUUUUCAUCUGCAUAUCGAUGUCGAUGCAACAGUUACUCGCAACCUCGACAACAUGCAGGAUGCAAGCGUCUUUCUGGACAGGCUGCAUCACUCACCCCUCCUAGAAAGGACAACGGUUUCCCACCUCAACAGACCGAUUGACAUACAAUCUUAUACAGAGAAAUCAUUUCUGGAUUGGAUCACAGAACAUGAGGAUGUCGAUAUGAAUAAACACCAAAAGGGUGGCAUAUACACAAAAACCGCGUUUAGGAAAAAACUGCAAUCGAAGAUAUGUGCCGCAUAAUUGAGGCUACCCUUCAAUGCCGCCCUUUUGAAACCGGGCGCGGCCGAGGUGUUAUCCUUAUCGCAGUUGCCCUUAAAAAAUUGUGUGCAACCCGCUUGUCUUUUGCAGAGUUGCCUGUCAUCGUUGCUGAUGGAAUUGAGUACUUCCUUCUGGAUCAAAUUAUGGAUUUCACCAGGAGAAGUAAAUGCGAUAGAAAUGUCAUUCACUGCAUCCUCCAUCCUGUGAUCACAGAUGUGCCUGACUAUGAGGAAGACGAUUCUGAUGAAGGAGGAAAGGAAGUCACAGGGGAAGAUAUGGAUGACGCAUAUGAGCAAGAUUGUGACAACUCCAAUGAAACGGCGAAGCUGCGCGAAGAGAAAAUAGAUCACCAGGACGAGAUGUGGCUGACGAAAAAGAUGAAGGACAGGAUCAUGCGGUCAGUUGCAAAGGCAUACGCUUUUAUGUCUGCUCGUGACUCGACAUUCUACCUACAAGAUGAACAUUUUCUCAAGUCGUUAUAUGCGAUGGCAGAAAAUAUAGGAGAAUGGGCAUCUAUAGGGUUAAGAACAUAUGUGGAGUCGUGCGGCGUACGCCAGACAUCACAAGGGUUGUUGAUUAAUACAGACAUCAGGACGGUGGUCAUGGUAGCCGAAAUCCGCAAAGGAGGAAAAGGAGGAGGAGGAGGAGGAGGAGGAAGAGGAGGAGACGAGGAGCAGGAGGAGGAGAAGGAAGAAGAGGAGAAGGAGGAGGAGAAGGAGGAUGAAGAUGAGGAGAAAUAUGAGGAAAGGAAGGAGGAGGAGGAAGAGGAGGAAGAGGAGGAAGAGGAGAAGGGGAACGACAAUGAGUAGGAGGAGGGGGAGGAAGAGAAGAAGGAGGAGAGGGUUGGUAGCGACACUGUCGACACGGACGUCGACCCUCCCCAUGUGUUUUUUUUUUUUUUUGUCAAUCAAUCAAUCAAUUGAAUCGAUGAGU